Zeugodacus cucurbitae (melon fly) is the source of this 2191-nucleotide messenger RNA. Its product is annotated as 2-phosphoxylose phosphatase 1. Gene Ontology annotation, biological process: dephosphorylation. The transcript is spliced from 4 exons. The coding region runs from base 134 to 1888 and encodes 584 amino acids. NCBI's taxonomy places the organism in Eukaryota, Metazoa, Arthropoda, Insecta, Diptera, Tephritidae. Gene Ontology annotation, molecular function: phosphatase activity. The record is from RefSeq and is a predicted model, not a curated record.
CGUGUUUACAUAUUUUAAUUAUUAAGUAGAGGAUUAUUUUUAACGUAGUUCUAUCUUUUUAAUAAAUAAAGUAAUACAAGAAAAUGCAAAAAUAUUAGUUCGCAAUGAUUUAAAAACUUAACCUGUUAGAAACAUGUUGAUAAAGGAGUUAAUUCGAUUUUCAACGCAACAUCGUACGUUGCACUGUUAUUUGGUACUGAGCAUAUGGAUUUUUCUAUUAAUCGCCGGAAUGUACAAAUAUAUUGGUCAUAAUGGGAAUUCUCUUAGUAAUACAAUUCAAUUUCUUAAUGGACAACUGAAUUCUCCAUCGGGAGUUGCCAAUGCACAAUAUGCGGAUGAAAUUUAUCCUCAAAGGUCAGACAAAAGCAUUUUGAAAUAUAACCAAUUCAAGGAGCGUUGUGCUCCUUUAGAACAUUUGGUGCGUCGGGAUGAAGGUGGCAUAUUAGAUGGUUGGAAAUUGCAAGGCGUCCUAAUGGUCAUAAGGCAUGGCGACCGUGGUCCCAUGUCUCAUAUGCGAGGUGUUAUGGGUAUAGAUUGCAGCGCCGAAAGUAAUGGAUUAGUUAAUCGCUAUCGCAGCUUCCUUUACAAUUCCACAUCAUCCUCGAGCUCUAAUCACAUGUAUUGGAAUAAAAUGGGUCCGUUUCAUGGGUUUCCUUUGCUGCCAGCAUCCGAUCGUGCAUGCCUUUUAGGACAAUUGACUUUUAAAGGUGUCGCGCAAAUGUUGCAUGUGGGUGACAUUCUGCAUCAGAUUUACGCACACGCAUUGGGAUUGCUGACUAAACCAACAUUCAAUAAAUCCUCAAUGGGUGGGUCCUCGACGCCUAAUUCAUUGCUUAACUCGGACGAAGUUGUAGUAUUUUCUACACGCUAUAGGAGAACCUUUCAAUCGGCACUCGCUAUGCUCUUCAGUUUUUUACCAAAUGACAAGUGGUUAUCAUUAAAUAUCCGCGAAUCCCAGAGCAUGGCGUUUUGUUUUACUGACUGUACUUGUCAUCAAGCUGAACUUUUACUUAAACGCCAAAAUAAUGAACAGAAAUUAAAUUUGACACUUCAACCGGAAAUUAGUAAGGUUAUUCAAUGGGUAGGAGGGACUUUACUUCAACAUACUCCAAAUGGGAUCAACAAUGUUCAAGAUGUGAUGGACGUUCUAAACAUGGUUUUAUGUCACGAUGCUCCAUUACCCUGCCGACAAAUAAUUUCAAAUAAUUCACGAUUGUUUUCCACUACCCAGCUGAAUGCAAUCGACUUGAACGAUGUCAUUAACAUCGACCAAGAUGAAAACGCUGUAGAUCCUCACUCGGUACCGGAGCAUACAUUUAACGAAGAUCUUGAAAGUGACAAUUUGAUGGGAUGCGUCGAAGAUACACACGUCUCGGCUCUCAUGGCGUACGCAAAUUGGCAAUCAUCGUACGAAGUAGCGCAUAUGUAUUACAGACGAAUCGGCCUACUUCGAUCGUACGGUAUGAUCCGCCAUAUUGUUAGCUAUAUGCUGCGAAUGAUAUCCGGUGAUCGAACUAAAUUUGUUUUGUACUCUGGCCACGAUUGGACUCUGCAAUAUUUAACUGCUGCCUUGGGAAUAAAAACUGGUAGUACCUUCAUACCUUAUGCAACUCGAUUAGCUAUUGAAUUGUAUAAAAGCGAAACACACACAGACUAUUAUUUUCGGGUAGUCUACAAUGGUCGGGAUGUCACACAAGAAAUCGAGUUUUGUGAAGGUGGUAAAAGUUUAAGAGUCACGCGUGAUAGUCGUGGCAAUAAGGCGGAUCUUUGUCCGAUCGAGAAUAUUAUUCGAUUCCUUCACGAAGACUACUUCGCGUCUUUAAACGCGACGAAUUUCAAAGAUGCUUGUACUACAACGGUAUCAAAUAAAGACAUUAAUUUCCGAUAAGUUAAGCAUGCAGGGGUAUAACAAACACAAAAGUACUCAUCUUGUAUUGGUACAUUAAAUAAACGACUCUAACAAAUUGUAACUCAAACAUAUCAAUUGCAUACAUAUGCAUACAAAUAUUAUGUACUUGUAUAUGCGAUAUUUGCAUAUAUAGAAAUCUUAGAAUAAGCGAAAUACACAUGCACAUACAAAAGUACAUUUUAAUUUAUUGUUAAGGUAUAAGCACUUAAGUAUGUAUAUAUAUACAUAUAUACUAUUUACAUGAUAAUGUAAAUGUAUCUGUUCAUCUUAAAAUAAAUAUGA